CGCAGAGAUGAUAAACAAACAUGGCCGCUUACAAGGCCAGAUUAAAAGCAUUUGAAGACACCUUAAACAAUGAGAAGAUUGACUUAAAAACUUUGAGGAAGUUAUGUUUCAAUGGUUGUCCUUACGAACAUGGGUACCGAUCAACAUGUUGGAAAAUUUUGCUGAACUAUUUGCCUUUAGAUGUAUCACAAUGGAAGGAAAUCCUUCAGAAACAAAGGAAGUUGUAUGCCCACUUUGUGGAUGAGAUGAUAGUGGAGCCCGGAAUGAAGGCCUCAGCAGGACAUCAGGUAGAUGAUCAUCCCUUAAACCCCAACCCUGACAGUAAUUGGGGAGCAUUCUUCAAAGACAAUGACAUGCUACUACAGAUUGAUAAGGACUGUCGUCGUCUAUGUCCGGAUCUGUUUUUCUUCCAAAAGGCGACAGACUUUCCCUGUAAGGAGAUAAUACACGCGGACUCUCGGGUCGAAACUCUCAGGAAGAGGGUGGAACACUGUGUCCUCCAAUCAGAAAGCCUGCAGGUGGACAGGUUCGGCAAGUCUAAUAUGAUAGCGACGAAUCUAGGGUACUCUUUAUUUACUCUUUAUUUAUACGCUAACCUUACCCCGGGCCAAGGAUACGUACAGGGCAUGAAUGAGAUUUUAGGACCCAUUUAUUACACAUUUGCUUCCGAUCCAAGGAACGAGUGGAAAGAAUUCGCGGAAGCUGACUCCUUUUUCUGCUUUACAAAUUUAAUGGCAGAAAUACGUGAUAUUUUUAUCAAGACACUAGAUCUUGAUGCGGAAUGUGGAAUUGGCAGUAUGAUGGCCAAGUUUUCUAAGAAACUGAAGGAUAAGGACGAAUUUCUGUAUAACAGAAUCCAGGAACUGGACCUUAAGCCUCAGUACUACGCCUUCCGCUGGCUGACCCUCCUCCUGUCUCAGGAAUUCCCAUUACCAGAUGUACUUCGUAUAUGGGACUCCUUGUUUGCUGAUGAAAACAGAUUCAAUUUCCUCAUCUGCAUUUGUUGUGCCAUGCUUAUGAGUGUCAGGAAUGAUAUUAUCAACGAAGAUUUCCCCACGGUGAUGAAAUUAGUGCAGAACUUCCAGUUGUCUAAAAUCGAUCUCCAAUUGGUGCUGGCCAAGGCAGUAGACAUCAGAUAGCAGAAAACACCCAAAUCUUUAUGUGCAAUCGCCUCGAUAUUUGCUGGAAAAGGAAAGGAGGAAGGACCAUCCUUUCAUGUUUGGAAAACAGAGACUGCUCCUUUGUCCAUCAAAACCUGUCUUUCAUGGCAUUUCUAUUUUUACAUGAUCAACAAGUGUGUGUUGCGGGUUGUCAUUAACUUGAACACAUUGUAUACUCGUGUAUUUUUGAUACAAUGGUUGCUAAAUUGUUUUUGUUUAUAAAUUGUUGUUUUAUAUAAAUAAAGCAAUAUACAUUCCUAA
Saccostrea cuccullata (small rock oyster) is the source of this 1421-nucleotide messenger RNA. RefSeq names its product TBC1 domain family member 13-like. The record is from RefSeq and is a predicted model, not a curated record. Bases 21 to 1139 code for a protein of 372 amino acids. Gene Ontology annotation, molecular function: GTPase activator activity. Lineage: Eukaryota; Metazoa; Mollusca; Bivalvia; Ostreida; Ostreidae. Gene Ontology annotation, biological process: intracellular protein transport; activation of GTPase activity. The transcript is spliced from 16 exons.